UCACAAAAUCUCCCUCUCUCCCAAUCCCUCAAAAAGAAAAAAAGAAAAGAAAAAACCCUUUCUUUUUGUUGUUUUUUAAUCCAAAAAUGGCUGAACCAGCAACAGCAACCCAAGCAGCAGCACCAGCAGUACCUCAACUAAAAGAUGAACUCGAUAUUGUUAUACCAACUAUAAGAAACUUAGAUUUUCUUGAGAUGUGGAGACCAUUUUUUCAACCUUACCAUCUCAUCAUUGUUCAAGAUGGUGAUCCUUCAAAGACUAUCAAAGUCCCUGAUGGUUUUGAUUAUGAACUUUAUAAUAGGAAUGAUAUUAACAGGAUUUUGGGUCCUAAAGCUUCUUGCAUUUCAUUCAAGGAUUCCGCUUGUCGUUGCUUUGGUUAUAUGGUGUCUAAGAAGAAGUAUAUUUUCACCAUUGAUGAUGACUGUUUUGUUGCUAAGGACCCAUCUGGUAAAGCAAUCAAUGCACUUGAGCAACACAUCAAGAACCUAUUGUCCCCAUCCACACCCUUCUUCUUCAACACCUUAUACGAUCCCUUCAGAGACGGUGCUGAUUUCGUUCGUGGCUACCCUUUCAGUCUCCGCGAGGGUGUUCCCACUGCCGUCUCUCAUGGCCUAUGGCUAAACAUCCCAGAUUACGACGCACCAACUCAACUUGUCAAGCCUCUCGAGAGGAACACUAGGUUUGUUGACGCGGUCUUGACAAUUCCAAAGGGUACUUUGUUCCCUAUGUGCGGUAUGAACUUGGCAUUUGACCGUGAGCUCAUUGGCCCUGCAAUGUACUUUGGACUCAUGGGAGACGGUCAACCUAUUGGUCGUUACGAUGACAUGUGGGCUGGUUGGUGCACCAAGGUGAUAUGUGACCAUUUAGGACUCGGGGUCAAAACCGGGCUACCGUAUAUCUACCAUAGCAAAGCAAGUAACCCAUUUGUGAACUUAAGGAAGGAAUACAAGGGUAUUUUCUGGCAAGAAGAGAUUAUUCCAUUUUUUCAACAAACUGUACUUCCAAAAGACUGCACCACUGUCCAAAAAUGUUACAUUGAAUUGGCUAAACAGGUCAAAGAAAAGCUAAGCAAAGUUGACCCAUAUUUUGACAAGUUGGCUGAGGCUAUGGUCACAUGGAUUGAAGCUUGGGAUGAGCUUAACCCAACUGGUUCUUCAGUAACAAAUGGCAAAGCAAAAUAAAAAAGAGAAAAACAGGGGAUCUUCAUUAGCCACAAUUGCUAUUGUUGAGUUAUUUAUUUAUUGUACCUUUACUUAUGUUAUAAUGUUUUUUUUUUUUUACAGAUUUUUGAAGGACAUUGAUGUAAUUUUAUUGUUUUUAUGUUCCAUGAAGUUUACAGCAUUAAAAACUUCAUUAUCUUUAUUUUGUUUUAUAAUAUUAAUAAAAUGAAUUCCUUUUUGGAAUUUUGAUUCGAAGAAAA
Molecule: messenger RNA, 1420 nt
Organism: Gossypium raimondii (Peruvian cotton)
Lineage: Eukaryota; Viridiplantae; Streptophyta; Magnoliopsida; Malvales; Malvaceae
Product: UDP-arabinopyranose mutase 1
Exons: 3
Coding region: 87-1181 (364 amino acids)
Biological process (GO): plant-type cell wall biogenesis; UDP-L-arabinose metabolic process
Cellular component (GO): cytosol; Golgi apparatus
Molecular function (GO): UDP-arabinopyranose mutase activity
Source: RefSeq, a predicted model, not a curated record